Mytilus trossulus (common blue mussel) is the source of this 1245-nucleotide messenger RNA. RefSeq names its product beta-1,3-galactosyltransferase brn-like. Lineage: Eukaryota; Metazoa; Mollusca; Bivalvia; Mytilida; Mytilidae. The record is from RefSeq and is a predicted model, not a curated record. The transcript is spliced from 2 exons. Bases 209 to 1228 code for a protein of 339 amino acids. Gene Ontology annotation, molecular function: UDP-glycosyltransferase activity; hexosyltransferase activity. Gene Ontology annotation, cellular component: Golgi membrane.
GGAGUGCACAUGUAUAAUAUACACAAACCAGGAAACACAAUCAUUAAAAAAAUAUGUGACGUUUUGAUUCAGGUAAUCAGCUGAUAAAUUGGUUCAAUUUUGCAAUUAGAUAGCAUAUCAUAAUUUCGUGGUCGUUCACCUGUGUGUCAUACAUCAGAUUAUAAUUAUUCUUAAGAAGAAACACCAAACAGAAAAAGUCUAGCUUGAUAUGCGUUAUUCGACAGUAUGUGCAUGCAAAUGGCUUAUUAAAUUUACCGCGGCUAUUAUAGUCAUAGUGAUAACCUUUUGUAUUGGACUGCACAGUGAAACAUCCAAGAACCACAAUGCUACACUAGUUUCGCCAAAACCUACCCUUUCACCGGAAGAAGGACUUCAAAUAUAUAUCAAGAAUCUCAGUUCUUGGCAAGAUCAUAAUGACAGUGCAAUCGUCAAUUCUCACCCAUAUCAGUAUUUAAUAGUCCCGACAAAAAUUUGUAAACUUAACGGAGCUGUGUCCGACCCAUUUCUUUUAAUAGUUGUCAAAUCCUAUGUUUCAAACAUAGGACAUCGUGAAGGUAUUCGUGCAACGUGGGGAAAGGAUCUGCCUUCGUCUGUCAGACUCGUUUUUAUUCUAGGACAUUUGGAUUUCAUGAAAUCGUAUAUUGCGAUUGAAAGCAGACGAUACAAAGAUAUAAUUCAGGAAGAUUUUUUCGACGUUUACAGAAAUAAUACCGUAAAGACAAUCAUGGGAUUUAAUUGGGCCGUGGAUAAUUGCAAGGAAUCUCAAUACACAUUUUUCGUGGACGACGAUUACAUAGUCAACAUUCCGAAACUUUUGACUUACAUCAAAUCCCACCAGAAAAACAGUAAGGGGUUAGGUCUUUAUGCUGGAUACAUGUGGGAAAAGGCUUUUCCGAAACGAACAAAUCUCUCAAAAUGGUAUGUUCCGUACAAAGACUAUCCAUGCGUAUAUUGGCCUAAAUAUGUAGGUGGCGGUUCUAUGAUGAUUUCUAUGGAUGUAGCAACAAAAAUGAAAGAAGCAUUUCCAUACAUAAAACCUAUAUUUAUAGACGAUGUGUAUAUAGGAAUAGUUGCAGCCACCUUAGGCAUAAAAGUAAAAAUGGAGGGUCGAUUCUCUCCAGACUACAAACCUAAUAAUAUAGGAGUGUUGUACUCUACUCAUGGUGUUGCAUCAUCUAGUGCUUUAAUUCACGAUUGGGAAAUGAUCAAAAGUAAAAUCCGGAAAUAGAUUCUCAAUUAAUCAUA